AUGGCGGGAAUCAUGAAGCGGCUCACGGGGGCGGGCUUCUCCACGGGGGUGCUCCGCGGCGACGGGGCCAAGGGGUGCGUGGGGACCGCAUUGGCUGAGAAUGCUUGGUGGACUAGCAGGGAUGAUGCGCAGCCGGCGACCGAGGUGGUGGUGGACGCGCCCGUGUUCACUGGCGCGCUGGAGCCUCCGGCGCCAGUGAGCACCAUCUCGACGUUCAAAGUGGCGGGGCACGAGGCCUUGAGCGCGGACCACCUGAAGACGAUCUUCCCCAUGGGAGCGCCAGAGUGCUACAAGGCCAGCGGAGC
This is a messenger RNA of Prorocentrum cordatum, 305 nucleotides long. The record is from the annotation of a GenBank genome assembly. Lineage: Eukaryota; Dinophyceae; Prorocentrales; Prorocentraceae.